Pisolithus orientalis is the source of this 1249-nucleotide messenger RNA. RefSeq lists its product as uncharacterized. NCBI's taxonomy places the organism in Eukaryota, Fungi, Basidiomycota, Agaricomycetes, Boletales, Pisolithaceae. The transcript has 7 exons. The coding region runs from base 204 to 1223 and encodes 339 amino acids. The record is from RefSeq and is a predicted model, not a curated record.
AGACAUACACUGGGCUCAGUGUGACUCAGCAAGCUUGGAGCAAGACGCUAAGGAAGAUGAACUCGUGAAGAUUUGCCGCUGCUUAAGUGGCAUUGGGUAAAUAACCGUCUAUAAGCCCCGCCAUCAGAGGGGAAAUCGGGCAGCUCCGAGCAGGCGUCCACUACGAGGUCUGGAUUCAUUCACUCCACUUCAAGCCCGCUCCAAUGAGGGACUCCUUCCAGGAUAUAUAUGCAAAACGUCUGCAACAUCCUGACUAUGGAUACCCUCUACGGAUGCCAGAGCCAAUGAGUACGCUCCCACAAAAUUACCAAGACGAUGGGCUUCAGAUCGGGGAUGUUGGCAUUAUUGAUAGCAGGGGCCAGUUUGAUGUCCUGUUCAACAUUUGCAAACACAGCGACAACCCUCUUCAUGAUUCUCGCGGCGUACCUCGGAACUUCCGGCCCAUUCAGCGCGGCGACAUCAAGUUCAGUAACAAUGCAAUAUCUGCUGGCCCCAUCCACUCCCAUGGCAUAAAACAGAUCCUCCAGCCCAACAAACCGAGGCCAGCCGAUUAUGAAUUUGACUCGUCCACCCAUGCUGGCGCUAUUCUUAUUCUGCCGCGCGGUGCAGUAUCCGUCGAACUCUUAUCACCAGAACAGUUUCGCGAGGUGGCAAUGAAGAACGCGCUUGACUGGUAUGAGUUUGCCAAAAAGCGCUAUAACGUCCAGCAUCUCGAUUGUUCCCUCUACCUUAUCACUGGCUUUUACAAAGCUCGCUCUUGGUCUCUCGGUUCAUUUAACAACCCUAGGGAUACUACAGGAAAAAUCCUGGCCCGAAGGGAUGAUAACAAUCCCAACAUCUAUCUACUAGAAUUCACGUUUCCCGCCGAUCGUCGUCACAGUCCCCCUGGUGACGACAGUGGGAGCAUCAAUCAAACUGUUUUCAUAACUGGCUUCAAGAUUACGGUCAGCAGUUGGCUCGCGGAUCCCGUAGUUCUGAGGGUUACGGAAUCGGAAACCAUCUGGUUCACACUGGUUCGUCUGUUGAAGGCCUGCCUCAACCGGUUACGCGGUUUUUCAGGCGACCACAAACAGCGUGCAGCAAUAAGUGUGGAACACAGCCCACAGUUAUCACAGCCCUUUCAUCCCUCCGACGUCAUCAACCGUUUCCUCCUAAGCAAGAAUCGAAAUGCUCAGGUUGCUAUUACACAUGAUAACCAAUGGAUGGACAUGAUGAAGGAUUGACGCAUGAGGACCUUCUCCAAGAAGAC